Molecule: messenger RNA, 738 nt
Organism: Aspergillus nomiae NRRL 13137
Lineage: Eukaryota; Fungi; Ascomycota; Eurotiomycetes; Eurotiales; Aspergillaceae
Exons: 2
Coding region: 1-738 (245 amino acids)
Source: RefSeq, a predicted model, not a curated record
AUGGUCUACCACGGUACUACUAUUCUUCUUACCCUCCCCGUUCUCCUCCAGAUGGUGCCGGGCGCAGUGGGCCGUCCCGCUCCAGCAGAGGAUGGGUCUCUUUGCCGAGAUGGGGCUUGCGGAGCUAACACCAGAGGACAUGAUCACUGGGAAAAUGUCGAGAUAUGCACUCCAGAGACGGUGACCGUGACGGCGAUAUCCACCGAACAGCUGCCUGGUCCAACAGAGACCAUUGCCGGCCCCACAAACACAGUGACCGUCACUGCUGAUGGCCCGGCCAAAACUGCCACUGUAACUGAAACACUCACGUCAACCGUAACCGACGUUAGCACCAGCAAGCAGAUAGAAACGCAUGCCGAAACCAUCACGGUGACUGUUACAUCCCCUGUGACUGCCGCAACCACUCCAGCUACCGCUACUCCUACCCCUACGACCAACGGUGCAGGCAGCAAUGAUGGUCUCGACUACGGGACCUGCUCGGAUCCUACUAUCCGGUGGGCGGAUGGACUCGAUGGACGGACGGAAUAUUCGUGGACUACGAACAAUCAGAAUGACUUUCCGCAUGGGUCGUCGACGACUCUCAACACCUUGCUGAAUUCUGUCUGUAGUCACCUUCAGAGUCCGUGCAAUGCUCCGAAGGCGACGGUUAAUCGGUGCUAUUCGGCGGCGGCGCAAGUUAGUAAUAGUGGGUUGAAGGGAGAGAAAGCUUCUGAUUUAUGGAAUUCGCUAAUGGCUUGA